Molecule: messenger RNA, 1404 nt
Organism: Puma concolor (puma)
Lineage: Eukaryota; Metazoa; Chordata; Mammalia; Carnivora; Felidae
Source: RefSeq, a predicted model, not a curated record
AUGGCACGGGACAAGGGGGCCGAGGUGGAGGAGGCCCCACAGCAGGAUGAGACUCGUGUGUCCGACACAGCCGAGCAGAGCCCCGAGGGCGAAACCCGGGGUCCCUGCACACUGAGGACGGAGCACAGGGCGUCCACGUGCCAAAGCUGCGGGGGACCCCUGGGUGAAGAGGGCGUCUCAGGCGGACCCGCGGGGGCUCCUACCAGCAAGGUCCUGUCCUUGGCAGAGGACGUCCUGAGGCAGGACGAGGGGUCUCAGGAGGGCGGCCCAGAGGAGGCAGGGAACGACACCCUAGUAAGCGGCCCUGUCUCAGCGACCCCGUUUCCCGGCACGGGCCCCUGUAACGUGUCCUUCGAGGACAGCAGAGUGGUCCUGGUGGUGGCGUACAGCCUCGUGUGCCUGCUGGGCUUCCCAGCCAACUGCCUGACGGCGUGGCUGACGCUGCUGCAGGCGCGGCAGGGCAACGUGCUGGCGGUCUACCUGUUCUGCCUGGCGCUGUGCGAGCUGCUCUACAUCGGCACCCUGCCCCUCUGGGUCGUCUACAUCCGGAACCAGCACCACUGGACCCUGGGCCCGUGGGCCUGCAAGGUGACGGCCUACAUCUUCUUCUGCAACCUGUACGUCAGCAUCCUUUUCCUGUGCUGCGUCUCCUGCGACCGCUUCGCGGCGGUGGUGUAUGCCCUGGAGACCCGAGGCCGCCGCCACCAGAGGACCGCCUUCCUCAUCUCGGCGUCCGUCUUCCUCGUCGUCGGCCUCAUCCACUACCCGGUGUUUGAGAUGGAAGACGGGGACACCUGCUUCGAGACGCUGCCCACCAACACCAGGGUCGCCAGCUACUGCUAUUCCCGCUUCGCCGUGGGGUUCGCCGUCCCUCUCUCCGUCAUCGCGUUCACCAACCAGCGGAUCUUCAGGAGCAUCAAGCUGAGCACGGGCCUGAGCGCCACCCAGAAGGCCAAGGCGAAGCGCCUGGCCAUCGCGGUGGUGCUCAUCUUCCUGGUCUGCUUCGCGCCCUACCACCUGGUGCUCCUCGUCAAGGCCAUCGCCUUUUCCUACUACAAGGGAGACCCGGGCUCCAUGUGCGCCUUCGAAGCCAACCUGUACACGACCUCCGCGGUGUUCCUGUGCCUGUCCACGGCCAACGGCGUGGCCGACCCCAUCAUCUACGUGCUGGCCACGGGCCACUCGUGGCAAGAGGUGUCCAGGAUCCACAGGGAAUGGAGGAAGUGCUCCGCGAGGACAGAUGUUGUCAAGCUCACGUGUUCCAAGGACUCAGAGGAGGCGCCCCUGCCCACGACGCUCACUAACGGCCACACGAUCCCCAGGAUCGUCGAGCCCCCGGAGCCACAGCCGCGUGCAUGGGGCUCACCGUGCACCUUGGAGAGGCCGGGCGAAGAGUCCUGUUGA